AUGGCAGCUGCUCUACAGGGACACCUGGUCCAUCCAGAAGGUCGAACAUGGAAGACUCACUUCCCGGAAGGCGAUCUCUGGGUAUUUGGUUAUGGGAGCUUGAUCUGGAAGCCACCUCCACAUUAUGACCAACGUGUGCCAGGCUAUGUCAGUGGCUACGUGCGACGAUUCUGGCAGGCUAGCUCUGAUCACCGAGGCACUCACGAAAAUCCCGGUCGAGUAGUUACUGUCAUUGAACGAAGCUUCUGGGAGACUCUAGACGACCCACUAGAAUCUGAAUCCGCUUCCACCGGCAAAGUCUGGGGAGCAGCAUACCACAUCCCAGCCUCGCAUGCCGAGGAAGUUCACGACUAUCUCGAUGAGCGAGAAAUCAACGGCUACACAGCCCACUACACGCCAUUCCAUCCCACAGUCGACAUGGCCGGGGAUCAAGGCACACCCAUCAUUUGUAUGGUCUACAUUGGCCAACCGUCUAACUCGCAGUUCCUGCGGGAGGCGGAGGAUCGGGACCCGCAGCAGGUUGCUCAGGUUAUCAGCUCGAGUCAUGGUGCUAGCGGGAAGAAUACCGAGUAUCUGUUCAUGCUGGAGAAGGCGCUCGAGGGGAUUGGACUUGGCACGGCGGAUGUGCACGUUACGGAUCUGGUGAAGAGGGUCAAGGCCAUUGAAGCUGAGGGUCUGGGAGAUGCAGAGGAGAAGGACGCUGAGCUUUAUGUGACCAAGUCUUUGGAGGGGGCAGCCAAAGAUCCUGCUCAUGCCAAUGGCCGUGCGACGAUCGAGUGA
This is a messenger RNA of Penicillium olsonii, 780 nucleotides long. NCBI's taxonomy places the organism in Eukaryota, Fungi, Ascomycota, Eurotiomycetes, Eurotiales, Aspergillaceae. The record is from the annotation of a GenBank genome assembly.